CCCCGUUUGAUGACAGCUGUGGCUGUUGCUAAAGGGAGGAGAAAAUCUCACGACGGAGGGCUUUUUAUCUCGUUCAUUCGCAGUUAGGACCUUUGGAGGACUGAAACGAGAACUAAACUGUAAAACCCACCCAUACUAGUCGCGACUGAAUUCAGUACUUCACACCAGCCGUCAUAUUAGUCGCGCCGUGGCUCAGCUGAACGAUGGUGAAGCCAGACAUUCACACUCUGGCCCACCACCUGAAGCAGGAACGGCUGUAUGUGGCGUCAGAGAAGCAACUCAUCCAGCGGCUCAACAACGAGGUCCUAAAGACAGCAGAGAGGCUCUGUCGCGCAGCCUGGAUCGCCAAACAGCAAAGGAUCAACCUCGACCGCCUCAUCCUCACCAGUGCCGAGGCCUCUCCUGCGGAAUGCUGUCAGCAUGCCAAGUUUCUGGAGGACACACAGUUUGUGGAUGGUUAUAAGACACUGGGCUUUCAGGAGAGCAUCUAUGGGGAGUUCUUGGGCCGCUUGAGGGAGAACCCGCGAUUGGUGGCAUCCUGUCUGGUGGCAGGAGAGAGACUCAAUCAUGAACACACGCAGGGUGUCAUCCACACAGUCUUCACCUCACUCUAUGGCAACUGCAUCAUGCAAGAGGAUGAAUGCUACCUGCUGCAGGUGCUACGUUAUUUGGUGGAAUUUGAGCUAAAGGAAAGUGACAACCCUCGUCGUCUGUUACGGCGAGGUACAUGUGCCUUCAGCAUCCUCUUCAAACUCUUCUCGGAGGGCCUGUAUUCAGCUAAGCUUUUCCUCACUGCAACCCUCCAUGAGCCCAUCAUGCAGUUGCUGGUAGAGGACGAGGACCAUCUAGAGACAGAUCCAGCCAAGCUGAUAGAACGCUUUACCCCAGCCCAGCAGGAGCGCCUGUUUGGGGAAAAAGGCACAGAUGAGUACCGCAGAAAAGUUCAGGCAGCGGUGGAGGCCAACGAAGCCAAGCUGGUGGCCCUGGUCAAUUCCUUUAUCGGCUACCUGAAACAGAACACCUAUUGCUUCCCACAGAGUCUGCGCUGGAUUGUGUCUCAGAUGUAUAAGACGCUGGCACGUGUGGAGAGGUUAGAGGUCGGGGAGGUGAGGACGAUGUGCACCGACUUGCUGCUCACAUGCUUCAUCUGUCCAGCCAUCGUCAACCCUGAACAGUAUGGCAUCAUCUCAGAUGCACCCAUCAACGAGGUGGCACGUUUCAACCUCAUGCAGGUAGAGAAUAAUGGUAUGUGUGUUUCUGCGUUUUUGGACGUCGUCAUUGGUGGAAGAGCUGUCGAGACUCCACCUAUGUCUUCAAUGAAUUUACUAGAGGGCCUCACACGGACGGUGGUUUACAUGACUCAUAAUCAGCUUUUAGCUGUGGUGGACUUUGUGCGUAGUGUUACUGCAGGAGAUCAGCUCAGAGAAGAAGACCACCUUGCUCUGGAAACCCUAUUAGCCCAUGUACCUCAGUCCCGCACGACAAAGAGCAACAGCCUGGAGCUCACGCCCUCUAACACGCCCCAGCUCUCCCCAGUUACCACACCCGCCAACAAGAAGAACAGACUCCCUAUUGGCUCUCGCAGCAGAAGCCGAUCUAACAUGGCCCAGGAGGGUGAGACUGAAGCCAGCUCUCAGGAGUCUCUGCAGGAGGUCACACCUGAAGAAGUGCUAGUCAUCUCGCUGGGAACCUCACUCCAGACCAUACCUGGGAUGAUGUCUGAAAAUGAGGUUCUGACUCUGCAUCUUGGAGAUGGUGGACAAGGAGACGCCCCAGCUGAUGACACCAAACUGCAUGGCAAACCUGACAAAACGCUGCGCUUCUCACUCUGCAGUGACAACCUGGAGGGCAUUUCUGAGGGGCCGUCUAACCGCUCCAAUUCAGUCUCUUCUUUGGACUUGGAGGUAGAGUCUGUGUCAGAAGGAGGACCAGGGCCGUCUGGUAGCAAUGGUGCAGAGGCCUUGCAGCUACUGGAACAUGAACAAGCCACUACACAGGAUAAUUUGGAUGAUAAGCUGCGUAAGUUCGAGAUUCGGGACAUGAUGGGACUAACAGAAGACAGAGACAUUUCUGAGACUGUCAGUGAAACUUGGAGCACUGAUGUCCUGGGCAGUGACUUUGAUCCCAACAUGGAUGAGGACCGACUACAGGAGAUAGCAGGGGCUGCUGCGGAGAACGCAUUGGGCAGCAUGCUGUGUCUGCCGGUGCUUCUGGAUCCGUACGGUUCUACCAUCUCUGAGACGACGAGUGAGGCGUGGAGUGUGGAGGUUCUGCCGAGUGACUCAGAAGCUGCAGACCUGAAGCAGGAAGAACGACUGCAGGAGCUGGAGAGCUGUUCAGGUGUGGGUAGCACUUCAGAUGACACCGAGGUCAGAGAGGUCAGCUCCCGACCCAGCACCCCGGGACUCAGUGUCGUUUCAGGCAUCAGUGCCACGUCUGAGGACAUCCCCAAUAAGAUUGAAGACCUACGCUCAGAGUGCAGCUCAGAUUUUGGAGGCAAAGACUCCGUGACCAGCCCAGAUGGAGAGGACUCUGCUCAUGGAGCUCACAGUCUAUCCUGUGCACCCUCUCAAACAGAUUCACUGCUGGCCAUGUUCGAUCCUCUGUCCUCUGGAGAAGGUUCAUCCACUGGCACCAUUGUGCGGCCCAAGGUGCACUAUCCCCGGCCCCCUCACCCUCCCCCUGACCCGCCCAUUCCAGAGGCCAGCAUAACAGGCUACCAGGAGCCUCGUCCACCCCUCUUCGCCCCCCACCUGGUGCAGAGUGACCUGGAGCAUCCCAAACAGAGGCACUCUUACCCUGAAAGGCUGGUCAGGAGCCGCAGCACAGAUGUUGUGUGCGCUGGGCGCAGACCCAACAGUGAUCCCGGACUGAACCGCAGGACCAUGAUGGAGGAAAGAGACCCGGCUGGGGCUUAUUCCACAGGACCCACCUCCUCUCCCAGCAAGGAUUCACUCAAAGGAGAAUCUGAGGACAGAAAGGAUAGCGAUGAUGAGAAGUCUGAUAGGAACAGACCCUGGUGGAAGAAGCGCUUUGUUCCUGCCAUUCCUAAAGUGUUCUAUUGGACUGCAGAGGGUGAACUCCCAGUGCCGAUCUCAGGGCUCAGAAAGCGGGACAAGCCUGAAAAAGACGAGCAAGGAGUGGAGAGGGUACCACAAGGUAUACCAGAUGAGCCUUCAGCGCUCAGGCAGAGCUCUAAGACCCAGUCAGCAGAGGCAAUAAUGGACAAGUACAAGUACAUCAUGGAGAAACGACCCACUCAUAGUGAUGGGGCACUUGCUGGAACUUAUGUUGGACAAGAGCCUUGUAGAGAAGUAGACAGUGAGCACGACUCCCCUAAAGAUGAAGCUCUGCAGAACAUCUCAGCAGAUGACCUUCCAGACUCUGCCAGUCAGACAGCGCCACCUCAGGACAAAACAUUCUCCUUCAGUGAUAUUAAGAAAAAGCUACGCCUGGCGCUGUGCUCUGCAGAUUCGGUUGUAUUUCCCAUCAUUCCACCAGCAACAACACGUAACGGUCUCCCAGACCAUGCAGAUCCUGAAGACAACGAGAUUGUGUGCUUUCUGAAGGUGCAGCUGGCGGAGGCCAUUAACCUGCAGGAUAAGAACCAGAUGGCUCAGAUCCAGGAGACUACGCGCUGCGUCAGCCACCUCGACCCCCGCACCUGCAGAAAACUGCUCACUGCCAUGGCAGAGGACUACAGGAAACGGGCUCCGUACAUUGCCUAUCUGACGCGGUGCAGGCAAGGCCUGCAGACAUCUCAGGCUCAUCUGGAGCGACUCCUGCAGAGAGUGUUGAGAGAUAAAGAAGUGGCCAACCGCUACUUUACCACCGUCUGUGUCCGACUGCUCCUGGAACACAUGGAGUCAAAGAUGCUUGACUUCAUCAAAGCAUUUCAGGGCUGCACAGCAGCUGAUGAUAAGACAGCAGCCGUGGAGGAUUUCCUGCGUUACCUGUAUGGAGCCAUGGCCCAUGAUGCCAUCUGGCAGUACGCCAGUGAAGAGCAGCUCCAGGAUGCCCAGAUGGCCAUCGAACGCAGCGUCAUGAACCGCAUCUUCAAACUGGCAUUCUACCCCAAUCAGGAUGGGGACAUCCACAGAGAUGAGCUAUUUCUGGAGCACAUUCAGCGUCUGUCCAAAGUGGUGACAGCCAAUCACAAAGCCCUGCAGAUCCCGGAGGUCUAUUUGAAGGAGGCACCAUGGCCCUCAGCACAGGCUGAGAUCAGGACAAUCAACGCCUAUAAGACCCCAAGAGAUAAAGUACAGUGCAUCCUGCGCAUGUGCUCCACAAUUAUGAACCUGCUCAGCCUGGCCAAUGAGGACGCUGUACCCGGGGCUGAUGACUUUGUCCCAGUGCUCGUCUUUGUCCUGAUUAAAGCAAACCCUCCCUGCCUUCUGUCCACCAUUCAGUACAUCAAUAAUUUCUACGCCAGCAGACUGAGCGGAGAGGAGUGCUAUUGGUGGAUGCAGUUCACUGCUGCCGUGGAAUUCAUUAAAACCAUCGACGAUCGCAAGUGAAGCAGAACAGCCACCUGUAUGGACAGACUGUAGGAAAGAGAGAGCGAGAGAGAGAGAGAGGACAGCGCGGAUGUCUACUCUCCCCUUCAUCGCCUUCAGAACACACAGCGUGGCAUCGCCUCAGUCUGUAUAGCUGUACAUAGAGGCAAAAACACUUCAAGUUUAAAAUCGAUUAAACAUUAGAUAUGAUCAUGACAGGUUUUACAUGCGCUGGGGUAUUAAACGAAUGAAAACAAAUAAUGGGGCAGGUGGCGACAUUGCCACUCUCUACUGAUCUUGCUUAUAACCCACGUCUUUUUCUGUAGUACUGGGGAGGUGCUGGGGCUUAGAAUCAAAUUUUAUAUUAAACAGAUUUAGCAAGUAAUUAGCUCUGUUAAAACAUACCUAUCAAAUGAAAAAGGGACCAGGAUAUACCUGCAUCGAUUAUGUGUCGGGACGCUUCUGAGGGGAAUCCAUGAUUCUAUCCUCCUUGUAUAAACCGUGCAAUCUCACCCUGUUCAAAGCUAACAGUCACACGCCGAGUCAUAUCAAAGAACGCAUCACUAUAGAUGCUGCCAAUGUAUCAAUGUUACAGUUUAUCAAAUUAAACAUGCCAUUAUUUUAAUAGGGCAGCUUGUUCUAUGAAUGUAAACAGGUGUUGUCAUUAUUGUACAUUCAUUCUUUCCUACGUUUCCCAGACAAUUUGGAAAUAAGGGCCCACAUAUUUAUAUAAAAUAAAAUGUAUUUAUUACUUAACUCCUGUAUUUAAUGUUUUAUUUUAUUUACUGACCUGUUCCAUGAAUUAGUUGUUGGGCAGAUGCACACGGUCCGGUUGAGGAAACAAGUUCUAGAAAUGUUCAAUCUCACAGAGAGCUGCUAAAAUGGUUGUCUUCACAUUAGCGGAUAGAGUUGUAAAUUAGUGCCUUGCAGAUAUUUGCAGUAACACUUGUUCUUUUAGUUUUGGUGGAUUUUCUGCCACAUUUCGGGUUUUUUGCGUCUUCCUUGAAGUGAGGAAGUCGGAUCUGUCGGAGUCAAGCCUGGCUAAACGUCACUAUGCUAUUAAUAACAAACCUGAAAGAAAAAGUACAACUUGCCAAGUAGAAACACCCUCCACAUUUGGUCUUUCAGUAUGUGGAUUGUUGUUUGUGUUGAAUAGGUGGAGAAUUGGCUGCUGGGUCUUACAGUAUGGUAUGGUUUUGUUGAGUUUGCUGUUGACCUUUUCUUGUCUUUAAAUUCCAUGUAUUGUUUCAAGAGUUUUACUUUUGUAGGAUUAUAUCACUGUUAUUUUUAUAAUGCAGUUCCCAAGUUAAACUAUGAGUUUGGAGGAAUAUUUUUGUGUAAUUUGAGGUUCAUUCUCUGGAAAAAAACUCCAAUGAUUGUACCUUUAGGUGUACAACUGCUUGUCACUGGGAUGUACCCUCAGAGGGACACCAUAUUUACCACUAAAAGGUUCAUAGUAGUACCUUAAAUGUACAUAUUGGUACUCUAAAGUACUAAUACACAACUAUUAGGGGUGGAUAAGGUACAAACUGGUCCCUUUAAAAGCUGUUGUACCUCUUAAGGUAUCAUUUUUGAUUUUUUUUCUGACAGUGUUUUUUUGAACUUAGAUAGCAAAGAACAUUUUAACACUGUGGCAUCAUUAUCAAUGCUAGUGUAUUGAUGUUGAGGAUAAUAUAUGUAUUGAUACAGGCUACCUCGUGUCAUAACCCCGUCACAGCUAGCACAUAUUCUUCAUAACAGUUUUUGCUGUUGAUAUCAAAUGAAUAACAACACAGUAUAUUAUUUAAACAGGAAUAUUUAAUAUCAUGCUCUGUGUUAUUCUUAAAUAAUCUUUAUUAGAUCCAAACUUCCCACUAACCUUUGCACACAAGUAGAACAUGGGCAAACAAAACGUAUCCUUAAUAUUUAAUGUGGUUUCAGAGUUUCCUGCUUCAAAUCUGUCUUUCAGUGUUGCUCUUAAACAUCUGAAAGCAAACACUGAGGGCUUGGUGUUGAUUUUGAUUUUGGUGUUUGAAAUAUAGUAGAUGCACUUAGAACAAUUAGUUCUACCUCCAACUGUGUACAUAAAGGGAUGAAUAAAAUGUUGUAGUGUGUUUAUUUCCACUAGCUUUUGUAGCCUUUAGAGCUCUGUAUAUACUUUUUUUCUGUCUUUCUGAUUCGAAUGGUGCAUGAAUUCGGUAUUGCCGGUUACUACCACGUAUCUCUCUCUUGCACAAACUGAAAUACAAAGAGCAUCAGCUACAAGACUCUUAAUUUGCAGAAAGUUUGUAUAAUAUAACAUUUAUAUUCUAUAUAAUAGAUCAUUUAUAUUCUAUAUAAAUGUUAUAACAGAAUAUAUUAGUUUUGUUCCUUUUUAAAUUAUAUUUUUUUUUCUCUCGCCUUUUCAACAUUUUCUGCAAUGUGGAAUCGGGUGUUUAUUGAUUGAACAUCUUAAUAUUUCACAUUUUUGUGUAUAAAGCCUGUCCUAAGGGUUGUGUAAACUGUGGCAAAUAUUUAAAGAUCUUGAUUUAAUUUUUUUUUCUCUCUGACAGUUUGCUUGAGAUUGAAAGGCUGGUGUUUUUGGUCUUCUGCAUUUUACUGGAAGAAAUAAAAGGUGACGGCCUCAGUGUGCAAAUAUUCUAACCUAAGACGAAUUGCAUAAUCUUUGAGAUUUCCAAUAGGAUCAUUUUAAUUAAACCAAUGAGAGCGUUUGAAUAAAAUACACUACUAUUCAUUUGAUCACUGUUUUAGCAAAAGAGACUCCAGAAAUGAUUAACUGGUGUAAACAGGGUUGUGAGGUACUAAACUGAAUUGAACUGGGUUAAUAUCUGAACAGUAUGUUGCGUUGUACUCAAUCUGUAUUUAAGACCUUUAUAAUCCUUACCGUACCAUGAUGGUCCACUGUUUUGAAGAGCAUGCUAAGAGAAUUAUGGGUAAUGGCUUGCAUUUGUAAGCUUAUUCACUUGGGUUCCUGUUGGGAAGGCAUUCUGUGUGUUACAGUAUUGGGAUUUAAUAUAAACCUGUACAUAAUUCUUUAAAAAAUAAUAAUAAAGACUUUCUGUGAACAUGCAA
Cyprinus carpio (common carp) is the source of this 7547-nucleotide messenger RNA. RefSeq names its product GTPase-activating protein and VPS9 domain-containing protein 1-like. Gene Ontology annotation, molecular function: small GTPase binding; guanyl-nucleotide exchange factor activity. NCBI's taxonomy places the organism in Eukaryota, Metazoa, Chordata, Actinopteri, Cypriniformes, Cyprinidae. The record is from RefSeq and is a predicted model, not a curated record. Gene Ontology annotation, biological process: vesicle-mediated transport; regulation of GTPase activity. The transcript has 27 exons. The coding region runs from base 204 to 4517 and encodes 1437 amino acids. Gene Ontology annotation, cellular component: endocytic vesicle; cytosol.